This is a messenger RNA of Rhea pennata, 3808 nucleotides long. RefSeq names its product zinc finger protein 704 (gene ZNF704). The record is from RefSeq and is a predicted model, not a curated record. Gene Ontology annotation, molecular function: RNA polymerase II cis-regulatory region sequence-specific DNA binding; DNA-binding transcription factor activity. The transcript is spliced from 9 exons. Gene Ontology annotation, cellular component: nucleus. Gene Ontology annotation, biological process: regulation of transcription by RNA polymerase II. The coding region runs from base 2 to 1504 and encodes 500 amino acids. NCBI's taxonomy places the organism in Eukaryota, Metazoa, Chordata, Aves, Rheiformes, Rheidae.
CAUGGGCAGCCGGCGGCUGAGCGCGGGGCCGGCGGCCGCGCAGGCGGACGGGGGCCGGCCGCCCAAGCCCGAGAGCGCCUGGAGGCCGCCCCGGCGGGAAGGCUCCGCCGCGGCGCUGGAGGAGGAGGAGGAGGACGAGGAUGUGGUGGUGGAGGAGGAAGAGGAGGAGGAGGAGGGCGGCGUGGCGAGCCCCCCGCCGGCGCUGAGCGGCCACGGCAAAGGCCCCCUCAGGGGGGGCCUGAAGACAGCCAGCAUCAAGCGUGAAAUGACCUUCCCUGCAUUUCAACAGGAGGAUGUAAAAAGUGACUUCAAUCAAAAACUGCCAGAUCAGCAAUUUCUCCUGUUCACCACAAAGGAGGAAGAUUUAAAAACAGCGGAGACCAAAAAACCAAACAGAGUUCAUGAGUAUGAAAAGGAAAACACUCGUUCUAUUUGUCUUCUUGAACAGAAGCGCAAGGUUGUUUCUUCAAAUAUUGAUGUGCCUCCAACAAGAAAAUCUUCAGAAGAACUGGACAUGGAUAAAGUAACAGCAGCCAUGGUACUAACCAGUUUAUCCACCAGCCCUUUGGUUCGCAGCCCUCCUAUCCGACCCAAUGAAUCCCUAAAUGGAUCUUGGAAAGAAGGAGGAUUUGUGCCUUCUAGUACCAGCAGUAGUGGAUACUGGAGCUGGAACGCUCCCAGUGAUCAGUCCAACCCAUCUACCCCAUCUCCGCCUCUGUCAGCUGAUAGUUUCAAAGCUUUUCGAACACCUUCCCAGCCAGAUGAUGGUAUUGAUGAAGCUGAAACAAGCAACCUUCUCUUUGAUGAACCCAUUCCUAGGAAGAGAAAGAACUCAAUGAAAGUAAUGUUCAAAUGCCUGUGGAAAAACUGUGGAAAGGUACUGAGCACAGCUGCUGGGAUUCAGAAACACAUACGGACUAUUCACCUUGGACGUGUAGGGGAGUCUGACUACAGUGACGGAGAGGAGGAUUUUUACUAUACAGAAAUCAGGCUCAACACGGACUCAGUAGCUGAUGGCUUAAGCAGUCUUUCUCCAGUCUCUCCAUCUUUAGCAUCUCCUCCUUCCUUUCCUGCCCAAGAUGCAAUCCGUCCUGAAAUUUCCUGUGCCAAAACUGAGACUAAAUUGAUGACGCCCCUGAGCCGCUCAGCUCCUACCAACCUCUACCUCGUACACACGGACCAUGCUUACCAGGCCACUCCUCCAGUGAACAUUCCAGGGUCAACAAAAUUCACUCCUAAUGGCAGUAGCUUUAGCAUCUCUUGGCAGUCACCUCCAGUUACCUUCACCGGCAUUCCAGUGUCACCAACUCAUAAUCGUCCUGCAGGGAGUGGAGAGCAGAAACAGUCCCACACAGUUCUUUCAUCACCGCCUAGAGUAGCAUUUGGCUUGAGGAAGCCUAGAGGGGAGGGGAAAAAAUGUCGCAAGGUCUAUGGGAUGGAGAACAGAGAUAUGUGGUGUACUGCCUGCCGGUGGAAGAAGGCCUGCCAAAGGUUCAUCGACUAAAGAUUGGAAUUAUGCAGAGGAUUUGGGGAUGGGGGAGGACAGCAGCAGAACCAGAUUGCUGCAGUUGCACUGUAUUACUUCCCAUUCUCCCUCCAGUGAUGUGGUGUUUGGGUUUUUUAAUGGAUUUUUUUUUGAAGAGCUUUGUAUUUCAAAGUGAAGCACUUGUAGCCAAGGAGAAGCACUAAUCACAACCUGUGUGGAGCAAUAGAGCAAAAAAAUAAUAAAAAAAACAAAACCAGGAACAUGCAACAAAAUUCUGUCUUAACUAAGUAUUGAAACCAGAGCAGCUAUUAGUGUUUUUCUGUAAAAGAAAGGAAAAAAUUAAUUUUUUUGCUAACUCUAUGAACUACUUGCUCCUUAGGACCAUUUUUAACCGUUUCAGUCUCUGUGUUGUGAACAUCUGUAUUAACUAAACUGAACAAUUUUUCUUUUCCUGGAACGAAGAUCUUUCUUUUGAAAGCUUUCUAAUAAACACUUCAAAGUCAUAUAAGCUACAGUUUUCUCAACAAAAGCUGUACCAAGACUGGAGCCUGCUAAAUAAUACUCCUAAUAUGAAUGAUCAUGGUUAUAUGAUAUUUUUGGAAGGGGGAUGUGGGGAGGAGUUGGAUUUUUGUCUGUUUGUUUAUAGGAGAAAAGUCUGAUUUUGCAAGAAGGACAAGCAAUGUUCCUGGAAGAUUUUUAAACCAGACAUAGACCAGUAGAGUGGAACAAAGUAAUUUAAGUACCAAAUUGGAUUUUGAUCCUCUAGAGGAAGAAAAGCAGCGAUGAAAAGUCACCAGCAGAUGUUGUCACAACAGAAAUUGAGGGAAGAAAUCCACUGAUCCUUGAUUGAAACCCAUAACAAUAUAAUUGGGGUCCAGUAGCUUCUCUUACUGCUCUCCCUUUUUCUAGGGAGGAUUAACAAUUGGACCAGCUCAUCUAUUGCUGCAGAAGCCAUAUAAAGAACUGGUAAAUGCAGCCACUAGGAUUAUAUGGAAUAUCUAUUCAGGGACAUGAUCCAGCCCAGCAGUUCUGCUCAUGUUUCCUUUUCUCCUGUUCGAGAGAUUGUUGUUAAAUUAAUGGUUUGCUCAGUUUUUCUUUUUCAUUAAAGUUGCUAACAUCUAUUUUAUACAAAAAAUUGCUAGAGAAAAUACCCCCUUUCCACAACAUCAUCCCAGAAAGAGAAGUACAACAGCAAAGGAGCAACGUAUUUGUGGUAAAAGUCCAUUUUUUAACUCAUUUUCUUAUCUGAAUUAACAAGUUUUUAUACUGACAGUACUUGGAUAAAUUUGGGUACUUUUUAUCUUUGUCCAUUAGAAAAUAUAUACCUGAAUGCAGACAGCUGGUGUUCUGUCCCAGUUUACAGGGAAUUCCCAUUAAUUGUUACUUACAGUGGAAAAAUAAUAUGAGGAUUUCCUAGGAUAUGAAUGUAUACCAUUAAACAGUACUUGCCUGUGAAACAAAACAAGACAUCCACAAAGAAAACCACCCAAGCAAAAGUUUGCCUGUUAGUAGAGGCAUGCAGGCCCACUAAUUUCUGGAUUUCUUUUUCAUACCAUCUGAAAUGAGACCAGAUUUUUUUUUAAUUGUGUAAGCUGCCUGAUCCUCACUGAAAUAAGGGGACUUUGAGUAUCUAAACAGCUUUCUAAAAUCUGGUCCAAAGUUCACUUGAUAGCUUUACUAAGUGUGCAUUGCUGCUUAUGCCUAUGUAAAAGCACAAAGUGACAAAGCAGUUGCUUGGAACAUACACUGUGAAAUCAGUGUAGUAGUACUAAGCAGUAAAAUAUGUAAUAGGAGCCACUAAAGGAUAUCAUUAUUUUUCUUUUUGAACGAGUAAAUUGGGCAAUCAAAUGCCUAAUUUGAGCAUGCUAUUUCAGUUGUUUACAAAUUGUGUAAUUUAAAUGCACAAGUGGCAAGAUGUGCUUGCAUGCACACAAUUACUUGAUUUUGUGCCCAAUUGUGUUGUCAUAUAAAAAAAAAAAAAAGAAAUAGACUCUGAAAUCUAUUAAGACCCUGGAAUAUAUAUACAUAUGUAUGUAUAUAUAUAUAAAAUCUGGGAUUAACAGGGAGGAGAAAGUUAUUUUGUUUAUAAAAGAAGAAGCUAAACUUUGGUGGAUAUACAUAGCCAUUGCUUUAUUAUCUUUCCUUUUAGUAAGAUGUGGGUCAUGGUUUUUCUUUGCCUGUUGUAUUAUUUUAAUUUCCAUAGUAAAAUACCUCCUAGUAAUUCUUAAUCAUUUCAUCUUAAAACACUGAGUUUGCUGUUUGUGUAUUUACUUUGAGGGAACUUAGAAAAUCUGAAUCUUUUCAAAGAUAUUUGUACUAGCU